AAGAUGAAAAAUAGUUUGUCGGGCUAUUUUGCAUAAUAAUUUGCAUAUGCACGGCGCAUAUUUCUAUAUUUGUUGUUAUCAAAGUAAAUUACAAGCAUAUAUUACAAAUGUGUGUAAAAACUGAACAGAAAAUUAUUCGGCUUAUCUUUUAAUGUAUUGACAACUUGCCAUGUCGUGUGCAAACAGUGCAAUAUCCUUAACAAAAUACUGAAAUUGUUUUAUUUCAGUCUAGUGUCGAUUCGUAGAGGGUUUGUGGUAAAAUGCUCUUAAAUUUUCACUUCAACUAUAAUAAGCAACAUUUACGACAAUGUUUAUUGGCUCUUGCUGUAGCUAUCGAUUGUAUGAUCGGAGGAGCAGAGCUCAGUUUCUCAGCAACUUUACUGCCACAACUUGAAGAAACAAAUUCUACGAUCAAAUUUACGGAAAAUGAAGAAACCUACUUUGCGUCGGCACUUGCUUUAUUUUGCCUCCCCGGAACAAUCAUAGGUUGUUUCGUGCUGGAUUGGUUUGGACGGAAGUGGACUUAUGCUUUUGUAGCAUUUUUGAACGUCAUGACAUGGACUAUAAUUACAUUUGCCACACAAGCCUGGCAUUUAUUUCUUGCCAGGAUUCUUCAAGGUCUUACAAUAGGAAUUAGUUUUCCAGUGUGCAUGUGCUUCGUUAGUGAAGUAUCUUCAGUUAAACAUCGCAGUGCGUUUAUUAAUAUUCUCAACAUUGGCGUUGCAAUUGGUCAGCUAAUGGUAGACGCAUUGGGUAGUUAUUAUCCUUGGCGACUCUCUGCAGUCGUUUUGGUUGGUUUGUCAAUUAUAGACUGUGCUUUAUUCUUGUACUUAAACAACACACACGUAUGGUACUUGGCUCGAAAAGACUUUGAGGGUGCAAAACAAGCUUAUUUCUGGUAUAACACAACGAAUGCAGAAAAUACUACUGAUUACAAUCAACAGGUUGAACAAGUAGACAUACACAACGCAACAACAAGGAAAGAUUAUUGGAAGGCAUGUCGACAGAGGGAGUUUAUAAUUCCCUUGUUACUGAUGUGUUGGUUUUAUAACUUCCGGUUUUCCGGUGGUUACGCCAUUGCGUUAUAUUCUGUUCAAGUAAUGAGAAAUGUAGUCUCAUUUGACGAGUACCUAACGACGAUAUUCAUUGAUAUUAUUCGCAUUCUAGCCGCCAUCUUGACCGCUGUAUGCGUCAAACAUCUCCGAAUACGUGUAAUUAUUAAUUCAUGUGUAGUUCUAUGCGUGGCCUCUCUAAUCACACUUUGUAUUGCGUUAUUUUGGCAAGACCAGUGGUCCCCGUUUCGUUGGAUAGUUUUAGGGCGAUAUUGUUUUAUACGGUUGUUUAUAACAUUGGAAUUAUCAAUAUGUCGAAUGUGUGCAUGGGUGAACUGUUUACCGGAGUCACCAAGCCUUUGGGCACAUGUUUAUCGGUGAUAUUUUUGUUCGGAAUGAAUUUUAUUAUAGCGUUGAUAAUUCCAAUAAUGUUUAGAGAUCUUGGAAAUGUAGGAACGUUUUUGUUCUUUGCUGUGUGCAUUAUUGUUGGUGGAGUAGGAUUGUUUAUUUGGUUACCGGAAACAAGGAAUGUGACUAACGAUCAAAUUAGGAAUCACUUUAAAAAACAAAAAUCUUAAACGCAGUAUGCAAGCAUUUUUAUGAUACUUAUGAUAAAACCAUAAAGCAUGAAUGACUUGUUUUUUGAAUGUAAGUGAAUAAUAUUUUGCAGUCUAGAUGUUACGAAAAUAAAGCUAUAAUUUACUAGUCA
This is a messenger RNA of Dalotia coriaria, 1761 nucleotides long. RefSeq names its product facilitated trehalose transporter Tret1-like. Lineage: Eukaryota; Metazoa; Arthropoda; Insecta; Coleoptera; Staphylinidae. The record is from RefSeq and is a predicted model, not a curated record. Gene Ontology annotation, molecular function: transmembrane transporter activity. Gene Ontology annotation, cellular component: membrane. Gene Ontology annotation, biological process: transmembrane transport.